CCAAAAUAUUGUUAUUAGGUGAGUAAAUAAUUAUUAUUGGAGAAAAAUAAUUUAUCACAAAUAAUAAUAAACAAUUAUCCUAUAAUGUAUGUCCCCUCCCUCAUCCCUCCACACCACAUAACCAAAAGAAACGAAAAAAGAAGCCUAUGUUAGAAGGAUUCUCGUUUUUCAGGGGAGGCAGUCAAGGAACGAAAAAUGUAAAAUUUUUGAAUAAAAGAGGUCUUGAAACCGUUGAGGAAUAUUUAAAUAAUAAAAAAUAUGGUGAUAACCGAAAAAUGCGGAGAAGCCAUUUAGGCUUACGUGGAGGGGUCGGUUUUCCAAACCCCUUUAAUAUUUUUAAAGAUAAAUAAAUAAUACAUUUCUUUAGCUGCCUUUAUAUGGGCAUUAUUAUUAUUGAAUUUGUUUGAUUGUUGGAAGUUGUUUUAUUUUCCCCGGAAUUUCUUUGUUUGUUCACCUGCCUGCCAAGUUGCCAACUGCGGCUAUAUUGGGUUAGAGAACAGUUGGGCCCAGAAGGAGUGGAUAAUGUUUUGAGCCCAAUCAAGCAUUAGCCCUAGCCCGUCAGAAUAAGAAGAGGCGCAGGCCUCAUUAUACUCGCCUCCUCGGUUACCAUGGCCCUUCCAAAGCUGCUCCAAUUCAACUUCUUCCUCUCCAACCCCAACUCUGCCAAUUCACAACAUUCCAUCGUCCCCAAAAACCCGCCCACCGUCCGGUGCCGCCCGGCCGCCGUUCCACCUCAUUUUGCCGAGAAAUGGAGCGCUGACAGUUGGAGAACGAAGAAGGCAUUACAGCUGCCGAAAUAUCGAAACCAGACAAAUGAUAUUGAAGAGUUUCCCCCACUGAUCACCCCAGUGGAAGCCAGGAGUCUCCAUGAGAGGCUGGGAGAUGCUGCCUUCGGAAAGGCUUUCCUUCUCCAAGGCGGCGGGGACUGUACAGUAGCAGAGAACUGUAACGAAUUCAAUGGUGAUCGUAUCAAGGACACUUUCAACAUCUUGCUUCAGAUGGCCACUCUUCUCAUGUUUCGCGGCCAAGUCCCUAUUAUCAAGGUGGCGAGAAUGGCUAGUCAAUUUGAGAAUACAAGCUACAAGAGGGACAAUAUCAAUGGUGAUGAGUCAAGGAUUCCAUAUCCACAUAAGAUGAUCAAGACAUACGGCCGAUCUGCAGCCACGCUCAACCUGCUUAGAGCAUUAGCCACUGGAGGGUUUGCUUCCAUGAAAAGGGUUACACAAUGGAAUCUCGAUUUUGCUGAGAUGGGAGAUAGGUACCAAGACUUGGCGAAUCAGGUUGAUGAGGCCUUUAGGGCUCAUGGAAGCUGCCGGGGUACCAAAAGAACACCCCAGCAUGGCAAGAGCAGAGUUCUGGACUUCCCAUGAGUGCUCGAUGCGGAUUAAUUCCCAAAAUACAGUAAUAAUUAAAAAAAAUUCCCAGAAUACCAAACUUUUAAAAAAAAUUCCCAAACUACCAAAGUUUGACAUAGUUCGAGUUUACAAAACUCGAACCAGCAGUGGAUCGAUUGUCAAAAACACGAUCCAGGUGAAUCGAGGAUGGGACACUCGAACCACAUGAAGUGGAUCGAUGAGCUGGGCAGCGCUCCACCAUAGAUCGAUUUACUAGGACGCGAUCAGGGUCGUUCGAUUGCUCAACCAUCGAAGCAGUGAUGACACGGAUCGAGUGCGGUAAAUUCGAGGUAGGUGGAUCGAGUCAGCUAUAAUCGAUCCAGUUGACGCGGAUCGAUGACGUCAGGCGCGCCCAACCGUUGAUCGAGUGGUCUAAACUCGAUCUAGGCCGUCCGACUGUCAAACCCGCGAAGCAGGGAUGACGCGGAUCGAGUGCGUCAAACUCGAUGACGCGGAUCGAGUGUCUAAAACUCGAUGCAGUGGAUCGCUGAUGUCAGCAUCGAUCAACCGUUGAUCGAUUACCCUAAGCUCGAUCUGGUUCGUUCGAUGCGCCUAACCACGAUCUGCUUUUGACGCGGAUCGAGUGCAUAAAAAUCGAUGCACUUG
Linum trigynum is the source of this 2000-nucleotide messenger RNA. NCBI's taxonomy places the organism in Eukaryota, Viridiplantae, Streptophyta, Magnoliopsida, Malpighiales, Linaceae. The record is from the annotation of a GenBank genome assembly.